Molecule: messenger RNA, 2615 nt
Organism: Oncorhynchus kisutch (coho salmon)
Lineage: Eukaryota; Metazoa; Chordata; Actinopteri; Salmoniformes; Salmonidae
Product: neuronal tyrosine-phosphorylated phosphoinositide-3-kinase adapter 1-like
Exons: 3
Coding region: 43-456 (137 amino acids)
Biological process (GO): phosphatidylinositol 3-kinase/protein kinase B signal transduction; neuron projection morphogenesis
Source: RefSeq, a predicted model, not a curated record
GAGUGGGAUGGACCCUCCGGACAUUCAUCCAACCCCACUGCCAUGCCCAGCCGCCUGGGACGCUCUUCUGUCAGCCCCACCAUGAUGCUGGGGAGUGGGGUCACAGAAUCCAAAGCGGUGUGUAAGCUGGGCCGGUCAGCCUCUACAUCGGGGGUUCCUUCCCCGUGCGGGACUCCCCAGCACCAGCCCUCCGAGCCCCAGACAGGCUAUAGUCAGAUGAUCCCUCCCAUGCUGUGGGCUUGCGGAGACAACACCAUGAUGGAGAUGAUUGAGAAGAAGCGCAGCCUGUGUCGGGAGAUCAAGGCCCGCCGGGGGCCAGCAGACAACAACCUGUGUAAGCAGGACAGCAUGCCCAUCUUGCACAGCUGGAGGAAGAGCAGCAAUGGGACCAAGAAGUAUGGCGGCCCUCCCCCUUACUCCACACAGACCACCGUCUUCUGGGACACGGCUAUCUGACAGGAGUGAUCAACCCUGUCCUGGGCCUUGUAACGGGCCUUGUUCAAAUGGAAGAACCAGGACUUGACCAGUAUGUCCAGGACUACCUGGACUUGACUAGUAAGAAACACAUUUUGUUUUCCGUUGCAAAACAUUUUAAAACGUUUCUGUUGCGUGCCCUAAUGAACACAACCCUGUCCUCAGACUCCUCCCCCUUCCUUUCACAAGCCAGAGAUGGGCAUUGAGCUGGUGACCAAUCAGAGCACAGGGAGACAAGAGUUCCCCCCCACCUCUCUGUUGUAGCAAUUCAAAUAUCUGGUAUAUCUCCCUGGUUUCGUAUUGCUAAUUUAUAUUUUAAAAAAUUGUACCUCAGUAAUUGUCUUAAUAUUGAAUAUGCUUAGUACAAUUAUAUAUUUUCUAAAGAUUAAAAAAUAUAAAAUAAUUUGGAAAUUUUAGUCUACAGUUGUUAAAUGGUAUUUCAAACCUUGUCUUGGAUAUUUAUGUUGCAAGGACACUUGUCUGUGCGUUGGAGAAAAUAAUAUGUUGCCAAUACGUUGAGCCAAUUCAGUAAAAACACCAUGGUUUUUUAUACAAAAAAAUCUAAAGGAUAAAUGUUCUUAUAACGAUGAAAAAAGCACUAAUUUUAAAUUGAAUAUAUUUUGGCAUCUUGAAUUUAGAUUUAGUUGUUGUAUUGGAAUGCUGUUGUGAACCAUUUGAAUGAUCCACAAUGUAGGUUUGGCUUGCUCCACUGCCCUAACAAUCACUAUGACCAUGUCCCAAUACUUAGGGCAAAUCUGCCAUAUCAUAUAGGGCCAGGACCAAAAGUAAUAUGGUAGCACUUCGGGGCAAAUCCUAUCAAAUCAGUGGUCGGACAAAGAGACAAGGUAACAAUUUACUUGACACCCAGCGUCAUAACACGUUAUGACACGGUCUUAACAUGUCAUAUGUCAUAACAACUGACGUAACCUGUCAUAACCUGUCAUAAUAUAGUCAUAACACUAUCAUGACACAUAUUUUUUGUUGUGACAUUUAUUGCAUUAUUUUAUGGCUGGUUAUGACACCUACAUAAGUGUCAAACCCACAAAACCCACCACACAAGGCAAAACAUUCCAUUACAUCAUAGCCUACUUGUCAACAGUAUAUUUAUGUUAUAUAACAUUUUCUGACAUUGAACAUAUUCAAUUAUUAUUGUAAUUGCGCACAAAUUAUUGUCAGACAUGCACCUACCCCAAUGCUCUGUUGCUGAUGACUGGGAUGAAUGCAGGAGAAGAUUUCAGGAGCAGGACAAGACAACUUCUUUAUGACUGAUUACUGUCAUAAUACCUCUUGACAGUGUCAUAAAGUAUAUUUUCUUAAUCCAAGUAAAGUGACACAGGAAGGUCAUAAUGCUUCAUGACAGUGUCAUAAAGUGUAUUAUCUGCAAGUGAUUUAAAAUAUGAUGAAAAACAACAUGACUGUAAAUAAUGAAUUACGACAACAACAAAUCACUUAUUAAGGAACAAUCUUUCAAAUGAAAGGAACCUUCUUGGUAGGGAUUUUAGUUUUUAAAUAAAUGUGGGUUUUGACCGUCUUAUGUAUGUCAUAAAAUAAUGCAAUAUAUGUCACGUUUGUAAAUAUAUGGGUAAUGACAGUGUUAUGACCGUAUUAUGACAGGUUAUGUCAAGUUAUAUCAGCUAUUAUGGCAUAUUAUGACAUGGUCAUGACCGUGUCAUAAAGUAUUAUGAAGCUGCGUGUCAAGUAAAGUGUUACCGAGACAAGAAUAUAGGAGACAAGGAGAUAGGAGGGAAGGAUGCCAUUUAUUAAGAGUGUUGGGACAAGAUGGUUUGUACAGUACCCAACAUAAUCUUUUCACACGACUGAGUCCAGCCAAACUUCACUGCCCUGGCCUGCCCUGGUUACACAUCAACCAUAGUUGCUGGAACCGAGCUGGAAAGAGCAAUGUGAAAACAAAAUGUUGACACUAGCAACUACGGUUCGGGUCUACACAAAAGUGUUAAAAAGUAUAAGAGAUUAUAAAAGAGUCAGUGACCCACAUCACCGUGCCAGAGUGACUGACCGGGCAGUGGAAGACUCGGCCAUAGGGAUGGAGAUACUGUCAUGGUGUAUUUAAUAAAGGCAGUUAAGAUUAUCCACCUAUUCAGACAGGAACUAAGCUUGAAUUAAAAUUAUGUUAUGUCUUA